AUGGCACAACACGACGAGCGCAUUGCGUACUAUUCAACAUUAUGCGAACAAUUGUACAACCCAAAGUCAUCGGCUGAACGAGACCAAGUGCAAAAGAUGCUCGAGUACAGCUUCCCCACAUUUGCAGGCACGGGUGGCAUGGUACCGCAACAACAACAACCUCCUGGCAUGGACAACAGCCCAACGUUCGCCAUUGUCACUCCAACGGACACUGCUUCUGCUUUGCGAGUGCUCUUGGAAAACUCUCCCAGUCCUUAUGUUCAGACGUUUUGCUUGUCCCGCUUUAAGCAGCUUAUUCAGGCGCAGUUUACUCUCUUUUCAGAUGAAACCAAAGUGCAACUACGAUCUUUUUUGUUGGAAUACUGCUUUAUGCAUACGGAUCUUGAACCCUUUGUGAUCACUCAGCUAGCAGGCGUCUUGGCAUUGUUGACAAGAUUGGGAUGGCUUGAUGUGGAAGAAUAUCGAAACGUACAAAAGGACAUCCAUCAGUUUCUUCAGGCAUCGGUGGAUCAUCGUAUCGUUGGUAUGCAUAUCCUUGCUGUUUUAAUACAAGACAUCCAUGAUUCCCCAAGUGCACCAUGCAACACUGCAAAGUUUAGAAAAGCAGCUGCUUCAUUCCGAGAUACCCAGCUUUAUGCAAUCUUUGAAACCACGUUCAAGACAUUAGACAAUCUGCUGCGACAUACCAUCCCCUUUGAUAAACCUGGACAAGAAGACAGGCUACGGCAUGUCACCAUCAAUGUCCUUCUUAAAUGCCUAUCAUACGAUUUCGCAGGCACAAGUUUGGAUGAAGCUGGGGAAGACAUUGGCACUGUACAGAUCCCUUCUUCUUGGCGAUACGUCUUUGAAGAUGAUAAUUUCAUCCCAACAUUAUUUGGAGCUUAUCAAGCAUUUCCACCUCCGUUAUCAGCAAAGGUUAUGGAAUGCCUUGUACUGGUAGCAUCCGUUCGAAAGGGGCUAUUUGAGACCGACAAUCAGCGAUCCAAAUUUGUGGUCAGCCUUAUGAAAGGGAUCAGAGAGGUCAUUCUUACAUCUCAAGGCAUGAACAAUGUGGACAAUUACAAUGAAUUUUGUCGGCUUCUUUUCCGAUUCCGAUCGUCAGCACCACUGAACGAGAUGGCGGAGAAACCUGACUAUGGGGAGUGGAUCGAAUUAAUCGCGGAUUUCACAUUGAAGGCCGUGCAAUCUUGGAAGUGGGCUCCCAACACAGCUGCUUACCUAUUGGGAUUUUGGUCUCGUACUAUACAAAGCAUGACCUAUUAUCAAAAGUUGGGCGAAAUCACUGCUGAAAAGCUGGGAAACAUUAGUGUUGAGCUCACACGCAUCUACGCCACCACAAACGUUGAAUCGGUUGCUGCAAGAAUAGAAGAAAUGCUGGAUGAUCCAUUAGAGAGCGAAGAAGACCUUGUAGAAAACCUGGUGAUGCUUGGUCAAAUUGCACGGUGCAAGUACGAGGGAUCUACCGAUGUCUUGAUUGCUGUGUUUGAUCCAAUUGCUAUACAGUAUCAGGAGUUGGUUACGCAAAUUACAGCAGGUGUAGCUAAUCCAGACGCCCUUCGGGAUACAAUGGAAGUGGUUCAACUCAAGAUUGCAUGGUUGGCAUACAUCUUGGGGGCCUUCAUUGGAAGUCGACCAUCUUACAUGAGCAGGAUUGAAACCGAUGUUAUUGAUGGGAGGCUCAUAGCCAAGGUGUUGCAGCUGAUGGAGGUCAACCAAGCAUUACAAAGUCAUCUUGGCGAGGCAUCCUUGAAUCAAAAGCUUGAAAUGGCGAUCAUUUUCUUCUUGAUGCAAUUCCGGAAGUCGUAUAUCAGUGAGACCAACGUGCUAUAUCCUGAUUUAGCAGAAGCCUUUGGUAUUACGGAUCCAAAGAUGAUAUUGAACGUAAUGAUGACCAAGAUAAUCAAGAAUCUGCAAGUAUGGCGACACAAUGAGCAUGUGAUCCGGAAGACGUUGCAACUUUUUAAUGAGCUUGCUAGCGGAUUCAGUGCAGUGAGAAAUUUACGCAAGACCGAAGCAAUGCGGAUCAUGUUACAAAACCACAUGUCGAGUGAAUUUGCGUUCUUUGAAAACGAGCAUCAUCAGCAGAAUCGGAUGUUGUAUUAUCAAGUGUUAUGCAAGGUGUUAUUUGCGGACGACCAUUGUGAAUCCGAUUUCUACGCAUUCAUGCGACCUUUUGAAGAACGUCUAGAACCGUUGGAAACAUUGGAUUCAGUGGAUGCAUUUCGCCAACCUGCAGUUCGGCUUAUGCUGCAAGAUAUCUUUCGAGAUCUAAGAGGCUUUAUCCAACCCAUCCAAAACCGACGCGACUAUACGUUAUUCUUCAAUUGGUUUUAUCCCGAAUACAUGCCGAUCUUGUUACGUGCCUUGGAAGUGUGGGCGCCGGAUCCAUCCGUGGCGAAUGUUUUGCUAAAGUUUUUUGCCGAGUUGGUCCACAACAAGAGCCAGAGACUCAACUUUGAUGUAUCCUCCCCCAACAGCUUAUUGCUUUUCCGUGAUACGAGCCGUCUUAUUUCAAUCUAUGGUCGGCAUGCACUCGACAUUGCCGAGGUAAAUGAAAAGUAUGCUUGCAAGUACAAGGGCAUUUCCAUUUGCUUCAAGAUGCUGUCGCGAUGUCUAAGUGGGCGGUAUAUCAAUUUUGGUGUGUUUUGGCUGUAUCAGGAUAAGGCGAUCGACGAGGCAUUUCACAUGAUGUUUCAGCUGAUGUUGAGCAUUCCGCAUCAUGAUCUCAUGGGAUUCCCAAAGUUGGCAUCGGCAUUUGCAGCCCUGUUGGAUGAUUUUAGCAAGGAACAACUCACUACUUUGCCGACCCUGGAGCCCAAUACGUUCCUUUACAUCAUAAGGGCAUGUGAACAAGGCAUUGAAUCGAAUGAGCAUUAUGUCAGAUCACAUGCAUGUUCAGCUAUCGACCAUAUCUGCACAUUUGUUGCCCAUGAGAGUGAUCAUCAUCAACAUCAUCAACAUCGACAACGACACCAACAUCAAGCACCAGCGACCCAUUGGCUUGUGAGCUACUUUGGUCAAUUCCCUACCGUACUUCCAUCAUUGCUUGUCACCGUAUUCAACCUCGUACUAUUUGACGACAACAGUGAUCAGUGGGCGUUAUCAAGACCAUUGUACGUGUUGAUGCUACUCCAAAGGAAUUAUGCUAUGGAAUACACAAAUCGGGUGAUCCAACAACAGUUGCCUGAACGACAAUCGUUUGUGUCCAAGGCUUUGGGCGAUUUGACGGAAGCCAUCGGAUGGGACUUGUCCAACAAGGAUCGUGAACGGUUUUCCCGAAACGUGUCAGCGUUUAGGCGCGAAUUGACUUUGCACAAUAUAUCCUUGGUCCCCGUUUCACCACACGACCUUGCUACCACCACCUCCAUGACAACCACGUUGCUACCCAACGCAGCAACAACCGUUGUCAACAACAAUAAUGGUCCAAACAACAGCAAUAACAAUAAUACCAAUGCUACCGUAGCUGCCUAUUAA
This is a messenger RNA of Lichtheimia ornata, 3474 nucleotides long. RefSeq lists its product as uncharacterized. The record is from RefSeq and is a predicted model, not a curated record. Gene Ontology annotation, biological process: protein export from nucleus. NCBI's taxonomy places the organism in Eukaryota, Fungi, Mucoromycota, Mucoromycetes, Mucorales, Lichtheimiaceae. The transcript has 20 exons. Gene Ontology annotation, molecular function: nuclear export signal receptor activity. Gene Ontology annotation, cellular component: cytoplasm; nuclear pore. Bases 1 to 3474 code for a protein of 1157 amino acids.